Molecule: messenger RNA, 3169 nt
Organism: Menidia menidia (Atlantic silverside)
Lineage: Eukaryota; Metazoa; Chordata; Actinopteri; Atheriniformes; Atherinopsidae
Source: the annotation of a GenBank genome assembly
CCUGUCAGUUCGGAGUCACUGUGAGUGUCAGCUCUGUCUCUUUGUUUUCCUCUUGGAAACACGUAUUAUAUUUUGGAGUAUAAAUGGUUAACCCAAGUGGCCAUUUGAAGCUGAAUUGAAGACAAUAUCUAACACGGUGCCCUCUCGUCCAGAUUAGGCCCGUGUAGGCAUGGAGCCCCUGACAGCAGAUGAUGACAUUUGUAUCCUCAAACAUGAGACGGCCUAUACAGUUGCUGGUGAGAGCCCUGUAUCUGUGUGCGCCGGUGAUGAAUCUGUAGCCUCCCACUUCGCUCUGGUCACAGCCUACGAGGACAUCAAGAAGAGGCUGAGAGACACAGAGCGAGAGAAUACCUUGCUGAGGAAGAGGGUGAAGCAGCUAGAGGACAAGCUCUUCAGGCCAGAGGCUCCCCCAUCAGAGGGUCCCCAUUAUGUGAACAAGGCAUUCAGUGCUUAUAGAGGAAUUUACAUAGAGAAGGAGGACCUGCAGAUAGAGCUCAACAAACUGAAAAAGGAGAAGAGUGAGAGUGAGAGAUUGCUGACGGAGCAGCUCCAAGCCAAAGAGUUGGAGCUGCUUCAGCUGAGGACAGAGAUGGAGACCAGCCAAGGUACAGUGAUGAAGAGCCUGAACAGCCCUCAGGACUACUGGCAGGUGGAGAGGAUCAACACUGAACUUCAGAUCCACAAACUGCAGGAGGAGCUAGAGAAGGUUACACUGGAGAACAGCCGGCUGCUGGAGAAAAGCUUGGAGGAACCCCAUGGCCUUAACGGACCAGACAUGGACCAGACCGGUGAUGCAAAGUUUAAUGCAAGGGAGAGGAGCAUGCAGCAGACGUACAACGCUCUGUGCUGUGAGGUCACGCGUCUGCAUUCAGAGCUGAAGCACCAAACUGGCCUGAUUAAGAAACUCAGACCCCUGAUCAGUGAGACAAGACCAGACUCAGGAGACCUUCUCAUGGAAGCAUAGCGGGGAUGGAUGGAUGGAUAGAUGAUGUGUGGAUGAAGAGAGCCGGCUCCACGGUUCCAGUCCAGUGUCUGGACGACGUGGAAAAGAACAACAACCUGGCAGCUCCUCGGGCAUCAGCGCCUGGCCCCCCCAGUGCCCCCCCCGUGCCCUCCUGCUCCGGCCGCCCCUGCCCCCCGGUCAGCGGCCAGUCGGGCGCCCCGCUGGCCGACAGUCUGAGGGAGGACUGCUGGUACAGCGGGCGCUGGUCGGGCGAGGUGCUGCUGGGCAGUGACACCUGCUCGGUGGUGCUGCCCCCCCCGCCCCUGAACCAGGCCUCUCUGGACGACAGUUCACGCUCCUUCCCCAGCCCCCCCAAGCCCAGCGACGCCAUGUUCUGGGAGGGACACUCGGCUGCAUCCAACUCCUCGUCCUCGAUAGGAAACUGUGGUCCCAGGAGCCCUCCCAAUGCAGAGUGGGUCAAACCCUAUUAAGGUAAAGUCCAAAGGGAGAAUUGAUGAUUGAUGUUUGGAUUGAAAAGAAACGAAUGGGAAACACAGAUGACCCUUACAACUCUGCCACAUUGCUACCACCUAACCUGCCUUAAGAUGAUUGAACCACUGAUUAGUGGUGGACCAGAGUGGACCUAACGUCUUGUGGGAAGUAACCGCGGCCAGAAGAGGCCUUUUUUCUGUUCAGACUGUCGACUUAAUUUGCGUGUUCUGCACACCGCAUCGGUGAACAUAUCUAGCAUUGCAGUGUAAAGGCUGACGAGAGACUCGACCAAAAAAAAAAAAAAAAAGAAGUCAUCUCUCCCAUGUUUGUGUCCUUGUUUGUGCAAGCAUGCAUACCAGCAGUUUAAUUUCUCUGUGUGUCUGUAUAUCAAACAGUGUGCCUGUGUAUGCAGAUCUAUGUGUGGGCAUCUUUAGCCGGCCUUUAUCUGCAUCUCAUCAUAAUAUUCCUAACAGGGCUCAAGGGGCCUCUUUCUCCAUAUAGUGGCCACUGAUCACUAAAGCCACAGCUUGGUAGUAGGCUUUGUAUACUUGUUCCUCCUCAAUGCAAGUCUUUUUACAUUGGAUCAGUGUAAAGAAUAACAAGGUAAGUAGACACCUGUGCAUCUCAUGCUAGUGCUCCGGAGAUAAGGACUAGAUCUGUCCCUGUACUGUGAUAAAGACAGAACCGCAGAGAAGUGUAGAUUUCUAUUCCAGAUUGAAACUGCUACAGAAUCUGAAAGUGACAGACUUGUUAGUUUGUAUUUAGAACCUUGUGGAUGAAUAUCAAAGUAUCAAAUCUUCCAUCUCUUUUGAGUUUAGGUAUUUGGAUUUUUAUGGAGAUUGCUGAUUGUGGGAGAAAUAAUAACUGAUGCUGAUUGUAUCACUUCCAGACAAAGUUUAGAUGCGUUUGACUUCCUGUAAAUUCUGCGACUAAAGCAAUCCUCCUUAAACCGGCUUGUUCUUACCAAUUCAGUUCUCUCAGACAUAUUGCAGAAUAUUUUCUAUUUUUUGUCACUUUAUUUUCUGGGCUCUGUGUGUUCACAAUUUUUCUUGGCUUUCUAAAUUCGCGCAGGACACAUGAAAAAGAGCCAUUGCACUCCUGUGAAUUUUUUUUCAAACCUGACAAAGUUAGGGUGAGGCUUGUGGAUAUUUUGAAAUGUAGAACGUAUACCUAAGUUGUGCUGAUGUAAAUGUUGCUGUUUACUGAACAGGCAAAUUUUGCAUUGAUUUCUGUUUUUAGGAGUCUAAAAUGAAGGGUGUAUAAACGUAUAUGUGGGAUGAUUUUAAUAGAAUGUGCAUAUAUGUAUAAAUGUAUAUGGUGGGAUUCAGUUCCGGUUCUUUGCCAAAUGUGGUUUUGCACUCCAAUAUUUGUUUUUUGGGUUAUUUUUUUUGUCCUGUCACACCAAAAUCUUUGAUGUAGGACCCCAACUGCUAGUGUGGCAAGACAAUAAUUUUUCAACUUUAACGAAUGGGAGCUGUGAGUUGACUAAUAGGUGCACAAAGCACAAAGGCCAUUGGCUGCUGGAAACACCUGUUCUUUCCCAUUUUCUUCAAUCUGUCUCAUAACCAUGGUCCUUUUUGUUCUUUACUUUAAUGAAAUCUUCAUUUACAGCAGUAGUUUCAUACUUCUGUAAACAAUUUGCAAACCAAAAUGCAAUGUACAGUAGAUCUGGAUUAUAUUUUAGACUUACUGCACUUCAGACUUUGUAAAUAUGAUUAAAGAAAUGAUUGACAU